GCUGGAGAGUCGGGCAGCGCGCAGGGCCCUGGAGUGCCCGCCGGUAGCGCGCCAGCCAGCCGUGCCCGGAGUCCAAGCGCAGCCUCGAGGUAUCACCUGAGGUGCCCCUGACCGUCCCUGUCCCCCACCCCACCCCGCAUCCCGGCAAUGCUAACCGCUGUCUGCGGCUCUCUGGGCAGCCAGCACACGGACGCGCCUCACGCCUCCCCUCCGCGCCUCGACCUGCAGCCUCUCCAAACAUACCAGGGCCACACGAGCCCGGAGGCGGGGGACUACCCCUCCCCGCUGCAGCCUGGAGAGCUGCAGAGCCUCCCGCUGGGCCCUGAGGUGGACUUCUCGCAGGGCUAUGAGCUCCCAGGGGCCUCCUCUCGCGUAACUUGCGAGGACCUGGAAAGCGACAAUCCCUUGGUCCCGGGACCCUUUUCCAAGCUCCUGCAGCCAGACAUGUCACACCAUUACGAAUCAUGGUUCCGGCCAACUCACCCUGGCACUGAGGAUGGCUCCUGGUGGGACCUUCAUCCGGGCACCAGCUGGAUGGACCUCCCCCACACUCAGGGCGCGCUGACCUCACCUGGCCACCCGGGGGCGCUUCAGGCUGGCUUGGGGGGCUAUGUUGGAGACCACCAGCUUUGUGCCCCGCCACCACACCCACACCCACACCACCUCCUCCCAGCCGCCGGAGGGCAGCACCUCCUGGGGCCUCCCGACGGGUCAAAGGCCUUGGAAGCUGCCGCCCCGGAAUCCCAGGGGCUGGAUUCCAGUCUGGAUGGGGCGACCCGGCCCAAAGGCUCCCGGCGGUCAGUGCCCCGCAGCUCAGGUCAGACCGUGUGCCGCUGCCCCAACUGCCUGGAGGCGGAGCGACUGGGGGCUCCGUGCGGGCCCGAUGGGGGCAAGAAGAAGCACUUGCACAAUUGCCACAUCCCGGGCUGCGGGAAAGCCUACGCCAAGACGUCGCACCUAAAAGCGCACCUGCGCUGGCACAGCGGCGACCGUCCCUUCGUGUGCAACUGGCUCUUCUGCGGCAAGCGCUUCACGCGCUCCGACGAGCUGCAGCGCCACCUCCAGACCCACACCGGCACCAAGAAGUUCCCCUGCGCGGUCUGUAGCCGCGUCUUCAUGCGCAGUGACCACCUGGCCAAACACAUGAAAACCCACGAGGGCGCCAAAGAGGAGGCUGCGGGAGCGGCCACGGGCGAGGGCAAGGCUGGCGGAGCGGCGGAGUCCCCCGGGGGCAAAGGCAAGCGGGAGGCCGAGGGCGGCGCAGCUCCCUCCAACUGAGCUCCUCCAACAGCCUCCCGCUGGUCUCCCCCGGGAGCAUCAAAGGAGAGCCCCCAGGCCUGAGGUCCUGGGAGGAGGGGGGCUUGAGUAAGAGGAGAAGGUGGAUAUUUAUUGAGAGGGAGGAAAAGUGGUGUGGGGUCAGGGAGAGGGGACCCUAGGGGUGUUUUAGUCUCUGUGGCUGGACGGGACGCGUUUGACUGUUUGGCUGGCCCGGGUGAGUGCGGGAGCUGCGUAUGCCCCUCUGUUCUCGGUUUCCUCACUGUUUCACUCACACCCCCCAGCUGGGGGGAUAGGGUGGGGUAUCCCUACCGGGGCUGGAGGGCGGAGGGGACCCGCUGGAGAAGGCUAGUGUCCCAGGAACAGAGAGGAGUGGGGCGGCCCGGGGCGCUGGGGGUAGCUGUCUGGACGCGUCUUUAGUGCCUGGGAACCGGGACAUAAAAGCGCCUCCGGAACCGCCCUGUGGCCCCCGGUCCCUUUCAUCCCCCUCAUAGUGCUUCUUCCCCUAGGGUUUCCGGAGGGAGAGCUGAGAUGGGGUAGGGAAGGCUGGGGUCCCCUGUAGGGAGGGGUCUCUAGCAGGCUAGGAGGGCUGUUUCUGUAGAAAGAACUCCUUUGAUGCCCCUCCUUAUUAACCCUUCCAGACCCAGUCUGAUGGAGCUAUGAAGGAAGAGGGGAAGAGGGCCAGAAUCCGAGACAGCUUCCCAGCCAUAACGGGUGGAAAAGAGAGCUAGAUGUGGGGCAUGGGCAAGGAAGUUCCCUUCUAAAAUGAGAGAAAGCAAUUAAAUCGGGGAAUGGAAGGAACUAACCUCUUCCAUCUCAAACUUGGAUUCAGUCCUUAACUCUUUGUCUUCAUAAAAAAUAAGUUCAGUAGUGCCUGUUCCCCACCUGUUACCCCCCACCCCCAUCCCGUGUAAGCUUUCAAGUCAGCCAGAAGACCCUGCUCUAGAAUUAAUGUAGUUCCUCAUCCUAAGUUCCCCAUCAUUUGCCUUCCCCAUGGGGAUGGAAGGAACAGGGUUACCUUGGCUUCUGGGGGGUAGGUGGGGGUGCCCCAGCAGAGGGAUGUCCAGGGGUUCCUACUCAGAGUGGAGGACUCUGUCUCUGCCUGGCCAGCUCCUGCUCACCCUCCCCUUUCCCUGCCCCUGCAAGCCUUGCCCCUCCUGUAGAAUGUGCUAGGAGGCUCCCCAUCCCCUUCCACAUGAAGGAGUGGUUCUCCCACCGGAGGGGGUCUGCCUUCUGAGGUGAUGUCCAGGGAGCUGUCCCUGUUUUCUUCUUUAGAUGCUAGAAAUACAUCCUGGUUGUAAUCCUGGAGUGGGGAAGAGGAGAGGGGAGAAGUCCAGCAGAGGCUGAGCCUGGUAAAGGGAAAGGAGCUGAUGAGGGAAGGGUUUGGAGCUAGUGGACUUUCCCAGGCUUGAGCUAGAGGCCGUAAGGUUUCCCCUGACCUCCCCUUCUUUCCACCCAGAGCCUUAUUUGAGGAUUAGUUGUGUAUUGAUUUUUAAGUUAUAAGCAAAGGGUAUUUUAUUUAAUAUUAGGGCACGUGUCUGUGCAUGUUGUGUGUACAUGUGUGUGUAUGUUUGUGUGUGUGUUUCUCUACUGAGCCUGGGGUCUCCAGCCAGGGAGACCCUAUCUUGUUCACCCCACCCAAGGUCCUGGGGUCUAGGCCUACAGUGUCUCUUUCUCCCUUGGGGAUGCUGGAGCCCAGUCCAAGGACUGGGAGCUCAAUGGGAAAUGGGGCUGGGAUCUGGGUGAGAAUAUGUGUUUGUGUAGAAGGGAGUCCUUAAAAGGGACAGGGUGACUCCCUGAGGAACUCUUGGGCCUGGGAUAGUUUAAGAAGUAAUGUUCUUUCUUUAUGCUCCGUCUUAUCCCUACCUCCUGCUAACCCAACCAGAGGUCCCUUUCCUUCCUUAGAGGGUUGGGGGCAGGAGAAAGUUGGCAGUGCCUGCAGGUUGCCUGGCCAGGUAGAGAGACUGGGAGAAAGGAAGGGCACCGUGGGUGUGAGAUGCCUUUCUCCUCCACCCAUCGAAACCAGCCACCACCUCCUCGUGCCACCAGGACAGCUUUUCCCAGUGACCAUUCUAAGGGGAACUCUUGAAUGGGUGUUGGUAGUGGGGGAACAUGGGUGUUCCCCCUAUGGAGGCCCCCAGCUCUAAGGUGUCAGGUGAGGGCUUUGGUUAGGUUUUCUUGGCUGUUGGCCCCCUUCUAGGCAGCCCCCUAGAGGAGAAAUGUAGGAAUUUUUUUCUUUAACUGCUGUGAACCCACUUUGUUGGGGGGGAAGAGGAGGGAGAAACAGCCUGUGUUUUUUAUGCCAUAAUAAAGUCAUCAAUCACAUCGUU
Molecule: messenger RNA, 3605 nt
Organism: Miniopterus natalensis
Lineage: Eukaryota; Metazoa; Chordata; Mammalia; Chiroptera; Miniopteridae
Gene: SP6
Product: Sp6 transcription factor
Biological process (GO): regulation of transcription by RNA polymerase II
Molecular function (GO): RNA polymerase II cis-regulatory region sequence-specific DNA binding; DNA-binding transcription factor activity, RNA polymerase II-specific
Source: RefSeq, a predicted model, not a curated record